AUGGAGGUUUCUUCGAAAUUACCUUCGAAAUCAUACCAAAAACUGUCCAGAUUGAUCCAUGUUAAGGAUAUAUUGGGUAAUAUCAUCAGAAUUGUACAAUUUAGCGUAAAUUUGUUUAAAAUACUGGAGUUUGAAGGCAAUUUUGUCAUUAUUCUGAUUGGGAUACCUACACUAUACUCUACCAUGUUGGUGCAACAAAUAAUUAUGUUGUAUAUAAACUGCGUUUGUAUAUUAAAAGCAUGUUUUAAGAGAAUCAAUGACAAUCUGGUGCACAUGCAAAAGUUUGUAAUAAAAGAUAUGAAGCCACGUGUCUCCAAUAUAAUACGGCAUACGCAGAGAAAUGAAUUUUUGCUAACAGAACUUGGAAUUUUGAAGAAGCAACAUCUAAUGAUAAGUGACGCAGUGCAAAUACUGAAUAUGGUUUUCAGUCUGCCACUCCUUGGUAAUAUAGUCUUGUCCAUUUUCACUGUCACCUUUAGGUUGUAUCUCCAUGCAGUGCGUUGGCAAAAUGGAGUGUUUAUUGGAUUGGAUUGGCACUAUGUUGAUGUGCUUCUAACAACCAUGAUAUAUAACGUUUUAAAAAUAAUACUAAUUGUGUGGGCUUGCGAGACGGGUAAAAAUCAAGCCCAAAAAAUCGGUACUACCGUUCACGAUUUACUUAAUAGUACCAAUGAUGAGAAAAUUAAAUACGAGUUGCAACUGUUUUCUUUACAAAUAUUACAUCGUAAAAAUACAUUUUCGUUGAAAGGUUUGACAGUAGAUGCGACGCUUCUUGCAGCAAUAGUGGGGAAUAUUACCAUGUACUUACUAAUCUUGAUACAAUUCUUGAACAUAUCGUAUUCUUGCGACAGAAAAACAGCUGUCAAUGUUACAUAA
Molecule: messenger RNA, 876 nt
Organism: Mycetomoellerius zeteki
Lineage: Eukaryota; Metazoa; Arthropoda; Insecta; Hymenoptera; Formicidae
Product: putative gustatory receptor 28b
Exons: 3
Coding region: 1-876 (291 amino acids)
Biological process (GO): chemosensory behavior; male courtship behavior; sensory perception of taste
Cellular component (GO): axon; dendrite; membrane
Source: RefSeq, a predicted model, not a curated record